Molecule: messenger RNA, 996 nt
Organism: Notothenia coriiceps (black rockcod)
Lineage: Eukaryota; Metazoa; Chordata; Actinopteri; Perciformes; Nototheniidae
Product: dihydropyridine-sensitive L-type skeletal muscle calcium channel subunit alpha-1-like
Exons: 7
Coding region: 1-996 (331 amino acids)
Biological process (GO): calcium ion import across plasma membrane
Cellular component (GO): voltage-gated calcium channel complex; membrane
Molecular function (GO): high voltage-gated calcium channel activity
Source: RefSeq, a predicted model, not a curated record
AUGUUCCUGUUUGCUUCUGUUCUUGCAGAGGCUCACAUCACAGAGAAGUUCAAAGACAGUGUGAGGAGGAACCGACUAACCCUGCUCCUCCACACCUGGCUCAGUAAGCUUGCUCGUAAGUGGAACCGUUGGUUACGGCGUAAAUGCAGAGUGUAUGUGAAGUCCAACCUGUUCUACCGGUGGGUGAUCAUGCUGGUCUUCCUUAACACAAUGGCCAUCGCAACGGAGCACCACAAACAGUCCCAGAGGCUCACCAACUGGCAAGACAAUUCCAAUAAAGUACUGCUGUCCAUGUUUGCGCUGGAGAUGUUCAUGAAGAUGUACGCUCUGGGUUUGCCCUCUUACUUCAUGUCUCUCUUCAACCGCUUUGACUGCUUUGUGGUGUCCACUGGCAUCCUGGAGCUGAUCCUGGUCCACAUGGGCGUCAUGUCAGUGAUGGGCAUCUCUGUGCUGCGCUGCAUACGCCUGCUCCGCCUGCUCAAAGUCUCCCGAUACUGGACGUCUCUCAGUAAUCUGGUGGCUUCCCUCUUGAACUCGGUCCGUUCCAUCGCCUGCUUGCUGCUGCUCCUCUUCCUUUUCAUCGUCAUCUUCUCCCUGCUGGGUAUGCAGGUGUUUGGAGGGAAGUUUAACUUUCCCAACCAAGCCAAGCCCCGCAGCACUUUUGACAGCUUCCCUCAAGCCCUCAUUACUGUGUUCCAGAUCCUGACAGGAGAGGACUGGAAUGCUGUAAUGUACGAUGGCAUUAACGCUCAUGGAGGACCCACCAUGCCUGGCAUCUUAGUCAGCAUCUACUUCAUCAUCCUCUUUGUCUGUGGAAAUUUCAUUCUUCUAAAUGUCUUCCUGGCCAUUGCUGUUGAUAAUUUGGCGGAGGCUGAGUCUCUGACUCUGGCACAGAAAGAGAAGGCGGAGGAAAAAGAACGUAAGAAAGCACUAAGACGAGUCAAGCCCUCGGUCAAGACAGUGAAAGUCUGGCCUGAGGGAGCAGAGUCCUAUUAA